AUGCUGUCCGCCGCCAUUCAGAUUCUGGCGUUUGCCCUGGCGCUCCUUGGCGUCCUUGGCGCCACCGUAGCCACUCUGCUCCCCAACUGGAAGGUGAGCAUCGACGCCUGGUCCAGCCUCAUGACCCCCAUCUCGCAGAUGCAGGGUCUGUGGACGGACUGCGUGUGGUACAGCGCCGGCGUCUUCAGCUGCACCGUGAAGAGCUCGGUGCUGACGCUGCCGGCGUACCUGCAGACCACGCGGGCUGCCAUGGUUCUGAGCUGCACGGUGGCGUCGUUUGGACUCUGCCUCGCCUCCCUGGGGCUGAAAUGUACCCGCUGGGGGGGCGACCACCGAGCCAAGGGGCAUACGGCCAUCGCCGCCGGGGGCUGCUUCGUCCUGGCCGGCCUCCUCUGCCUCGUCCCCGCGUCCUGGUUCACCAACGAGGUCAUCACCGCCUUCCUGACCACGGACCUGCCGCACAGCAGCAAGUACCAGCCGGGGGGGGCUCUGUGCGUCGCGUUCGUCUCCGCCGGCUUCCUCCUCGCUGGGGGGGUCCUCUUCUGUUUGUCUUGUCCCGGAAGGAGGACGGGACGACCGGACCACGCCUCCUCCGGUGGGGGGGGCAGACCGGUGCGGUGCUAUGACCGGCAGCCGAAAAAAAGACUCAACAGAAGUGUCCAGCUGCAGCUCCACUCGUCUGCAGAAGACGUCCGGGACAGCUACUGUCUCCGAGAGUACGUCUAGUCCUCAAGCCUCAGGGACGGGUCUCUGAAUGAGUCUGUCCAAGGUCUCAGAAGAAAGGACAGAACAACCAACAGACACGACAACUGACACUCUGACAACUGAAGCAGCUUAACCAA
This is a messenger RNA of Platichthys flesus (European flounder), 842 nucleotides long. Its product is annotated as claudin-20-like. Bases 1 to 726 code for a protein of 241 amino acids. Lineage: Eukaryota; Metazoa; Chordata; Actinopteri; Pleuronectiformes; Pleuronectidae. The transcript has a single exon. Gene Ontology annotation, cellular component: bicellular tight junction; plasma membrane. Gene Ontology annotation, biological process: cell adhesion; bicellular tight junction assembly. Gene Ontology annotation, molecular function: structural molecule activity. The record is from RefSeq and is a predicted model, not a curated record.